GACAGCGUCUGAGGCCCGGGAAGAACAUCACGGAGUUUCCGUGAAAAGAAUCCUGCAACACGGUCAAGAUGCCGAACAAAACCAAGAAGGAGAAGGAAACAACCAAAUCAUCUAAAAGCAGCAUGAAGAACAGCAACAGCGGCGGCGGCGGGAAGGACGCCGCGGCCGAUAACUCGGACGAGUCCCAGCAGCAGCAGAGUGGCAGUAAGCGUCCCAGUAACAGCACGCCUCCCCCCACUCAGCUCAAUAAGAUCAAAUAUUCUGGCGGUCCUCAGCUGGUGAAGAAGGAGCGCCGCCAGAGCUCGUCCCGCUUCAGCCUGACCAAGAACAGAGAGCUGCAGAAACUACCUGCGCUCAAAGACGCCCCCCUGAUGGAGCGCGAGGAGCUGUUUGUUCAGAAGCUGCGUCAGUGCUGCGUCCUGUUCGACUUCGUCAGCGACCCGCUCAGCGACCUCAAAUACAAAGAGGUGAAGAGAGCCGGACUCAACGAGAUGGUCGAGUACAUCACACACAACAGUGACGUGGUGACCGAGUCCAUCUACCCCGAGGCCGUCCUCAUGUUUUCAGUGAAUCUGUUCCGGACUCUUCCUCCGUCCUCCAACCCGACCGGAGCCGAGUUCGACCCCGAGGAGGACGAACCCACGCUGGAGGCCGCCUGGCCUCACCUGCAGCUCGUCUACGAGUUCUUCCUUCGUUUCCUGGAGUCUCCAGACUUCCAACCAAACAUCGCCAAAAAAUACAUCGACCAAAAGUUCGUCAUGUCGCUGCUGGAGCUGUUCGACAGCGAGGAUCCCCGAGAGAGAGACUUCCUGAAAACCAUCCUCCACCGGAUCUACGGCAAGUUCCUGGGCCUGCGGGCCUACAUCCGCCGCCAGAUCAACAACAUCUUCUACAGAUUUAUCUACGAGACGGAACAUCACAACGGCAUCGCCGAGCUGCUGGAGAUACUGGGGAGUAUCAUCAAUGGCUUCGCUCUUCCGCUGAAAGAAGAACACAAGAUGUUUCUGAUCAGAGUUCUGCUUCCUCUUCACAAAGUCAAGUCUCUCAGUGUCUACCACCCACAGUUAGCGUACUGUGUGGUUCAGUUCCUGGAGAAAGACAGCAGUCUGACAGAGCCGGUCAUCAUGGGUCUCCUGAAGUUCUGGCCAAAGACUCACAGUCCGAAGGAGGUGAUGUUCCUGAACGAGCUGGAGGAGAUCCUGGAUGUCAUUGAGCCGUCGGAGUUUGUUAAAGUCCAGGAGCCACUUUUCAGGCAGCUCGCCAAGUGUGUGUCCAGCCCGCAUUUCCAGGUGGCAGAGAGAGCUCUGUACUACUGGAACAACGAGUACAUCAUGAGUCUGAUCAGUGACAACGCUGCCAAGAUCCUCCCCAUCAUGUUCCCCGCCCUCUACAAGAACUCCAAGAGCCACUGGAACAAGACGAUCCACGGUCUGAUCUACAACGCUCUGAAGCUCUUCAUGGAGAUGAACCAGAAGCUGUUCGAUGACUGCACGCAGCAGUACAAGGCCGAGAAACAAAAAGAGAAAUACAAGCUGAAGGAGAGAGAGGAGAUCUGGCACAAGAUAGAGGAGCUGGCCAGGCAGAACCCACAGAGCAAUAAGCUCCACCCCCUCCGCCCUGGACUCCACCCACAGGAAGAGUACAUGCUGUACAGUGACAGUACUACUGUGGCCGUGUACUCGAUGGAAACGGAGACUCCGACGGCUGAAGACAUCCAGCUGCUGAAGAAGACCGUGGAGAGCGAGGCCUCACAGGGUCUGAAGGAUCUGAAGAAGGACAAAGUCCUGAUGAGAAGGAAGUCGGAGCUGCCGCAGGACGUCUACACCAUCAAAGCUCUGGAGGCUCACAAGAGAGCCGAGGAGUACCUGACAGCCAAUCAGGAGGCUCUCUGACCGGGGGAGGCGGUCCCCGCGAGCCCGACUCCGCUCCCCUCCCGUCCGUCGCUCCGGACAGGAAGCUGAAGCUGUCGUGGGAGAAGUGGUCUGGGGUCAGAUCAGGAUGGAGCCGAUGCUGCAUUCAACAACAAAACAAAAAAAAUAAACCUCACCUCUGACCCCCGGUGGCCGAUAACAAGUAGGACACUGUGUACGUGGUGUUUCAAAGUGUGUCAGCGGUCAUGUGACGAUGACAUCAUCAGCUUCAUGUUGCACUAACACCUCCAACACCUUCAUCUCCAAACAACCUGCUGCUUUGUUUUCAACCACCGCCGCGUCGCACGCCAGGCGACGAGCUCGCGUGACACGACCCGAAACACAGAAGUUCCCCGAACGCGUCACCGACGGGCCUUUUCCACCACGGGAACCAGACGUGGUCUGUGGUCUCCGGUCCUGCUCUGUUUACACUGCUUCUGUUUCAGACUCCGUCCAAACUAAAACCGCUGCUCGUCUUCAAUGUGGACACUUUUCCAAAGAGGGGGGCAGCGCUAUAAAGUCUGCAUGAAUGUAAUCAUUGCAUAGUGGAGUCCUGAUCGAUGGAUGUGCUCAUUGAUCCCUGAUCGCUGAUUGAUUGAAGGUCUCUUUACGUCUUUAUUUCUUCCUCGCUGAGUGAAAUGACCUGAAAGGUGCUUCAGGCACCCAUGGAGAGGAGAUGGUGCCAUCCCAUAAUUCCUGACAGUAGCAACAUUUAGAGGGGCAGUUUUGUAAAACAGUGAAAACACAAAGCAGAACCAGAACCUGGUUCAGGUUCCGUGAAGUUCCAGGUUUCAGGUCGUUGCGUUCCUGCGGUGGAAAGAGCUUCGACACGUCACGUCUGUCCUGUGACACCUGAACGCAGCACCGAUGAGUUCAAUGACUCGCUCAGUCCUCCGACAGCAGCUUCACUCCACACCUGUGGGCGUGGCUCUGUGGUGGACUCACCUUCAGACUGAUGAUGAUGAUGAUGAUGACGAUGAUGAUCAGGAGACACAGUGAAUGUAGACAUCCAGUCGGCAUCCAGCAGGACCGGACGGAGAGAGCUGAUGACUCAUUUCCUUUUUGGUUUGUUUUAUUUUACUGUUUGUCUGUCGUGACGUCAUCAAGUUUAAACCAAUGAGAGAAGUCGUUUGCAUGAGGAAGCACCGGUUCAGUGUCCAAUGAAAACACUUCAAGAAGAAAACCUGUAAUCCAUCCAUGUGGUCCAGUGCAGCAUCGAGGCGCGGCGUUCUGUAGUUUUUUUUUAUUUAUGAGUCGCGUCUGUGCUGCCUCAUCACUUCCUGCACAUCUUUACGAGACACACGCUUUUAUUGUGAAGCAGCUACAGGAAAUGACCUGCGUCCGGCAGACAUCAGUUGUUUGCUGGUUGGUGACACAGUUUUGGACCUGCAGUUCAGACCCAUCACCACCAGCCGAGUGUCCGUAGAGACCGGACACAUGAUUGGUUUGUCAGAGCCGAAGGGCGAGUUACCGUAGUUAUGGAGUAAGAUGGAGGCUGCGGCGUCGUCAGCACGUCGACAGUGUUUGUGUAAUUACUGUCGGUGCCAGAAGGGGGCGACAGACCGCUGCAGGUUAAAGCGUCUUUGGGAAGAUUUCUGUCUCAGACGGAAUGAGCCGACAGCAAAUGAGGGACGGGAACGCGACCACGCUCGAUCACAUGGUCACUUAAGCUGUGGCUUCUGUUCGGCGGCGCCACCCGGCUGCUUCCUGCGGUCACUGCGCCCUCGGGCCAAAGCUGGGUUGAGUCGGCUGAAGCGUGAAGCAGAGCUGCUGUCUGUUCUGUCCCCCGCAGACUCAGAUUCCCAUGAUCCUCCGCUGCCUCAGUCCUGCUCACGGAGCUGAUCGUGUUUUCAUGAGUUUGUAAGAAAGAGAGAAUGAACAGAAGAAAGAAUGAUGUAUUUCCAGACAUGGAAAGUGUUGAGCGGCUCUUUCUCGGCGUUUCACUAAAUGCAAGAUGAGUUCUUGUCAUUUGUGGACCGUUGAUGUCACAAAUGCAGCUCCAUGAGAAACUGAAGGCAGCUUUAAGUGAAGUUAACUUGUUGGUCGAUAAUGUUUGUUCUUUGGAGACACUGAAAACUGUUGCAUUGCAUUUCUCCAACAGAAACACAGUAAAUGUCAUAAAACAGGAAUAUUUCUGACACAACGCUGCUGUCGGUCAGUCUCGACAGAAAAUAUUUGAUAAAUGUCGUCAAAGUGCUGCUGAAGAGCUCGUUCUGGAUGCAAACACGAUAAAUGUUGUUCAGCAGAGCGGCUUCAGACGUCCUGCGUUCAACAGAGACCAGGUUCCACCAGAGCCACGCAGAGAAGGUUCAGGUGGACUCCGUCUCCACGUGGAUCUGGUUCAGCUCGUCUGAGUUUUAAUGUUCACUUCAUGUUCUGAUGACACUGAAUGUGUCUUCAGAUCCACUUUGACGACAUUUAUUGGACUGAUGCUGUGAGCGACACGAAGAAAUCACCAACUGAUACAAACGUGUGGCAACAAGCUGAUUCAUCAUGAUUAAUAUUCAGAUUCAAUCAGAAAACAUAAAGAAGAUUCUCAAGUGACGUUUAACCAAUCAGAGCUGCUGGACCGAACCUCUGAGCAAUAUUGUUUGAUCAGCUGAGGGGAUCACCUGAGGGGAUCAGCUGCAUGUGGACGAGCGAACAAACAAUCUUCCUUAUAGGAACACUUACAGAAUAAGGAACCGUCUGAGGAGAGAAAUGCUGGACUUUAUUUGCUGGACGUUCUGCCUGCAGUUCUUGUUGUUCUGUGCGUUGCCAUGUGUACUGAUUCACGCCCCCCCCCCCCCCCAGCCAUGCCCCUCACUGUGGUGUUUAGGCCCUUCCUCUUUCUAUUUUGUGUGCUCAUGUUCUCAUCACCUGGUUUUCCUUCAUUGGUUGCACGUGGUCUACUUGCGUUGUGUAAUUCGCUGUCGAUCAAUGAGCAUUCCAGGGGUGGGCUAGCCCCCGCCCACCUCCGUCGCCGCUGGACAAAAUGGCCCCCACAGGACAGAGUUAACCCGACUUUCGGUGGUUAAGUCUUUGCCGUCACUAGUUUUAAUCUGAGAGGAAGAGUUGUAGUCAGGAAGUGAGUAAAGCUUGUUCUGUACACACUCCUGUGUACUCAAUGUGUACUCAAUGUGUACUUAGAGGAUCCUCCAGCAGGGGGCAGAUCAGGUCCCGUUCAUCUCUGGCUGACAGCAAAAUAUCUUUAUUGACAACUUGUGAUUGUAAGAACAGACGCUGGAGCAGCUAACUGUUGUUCAUGUCGACAUCAGGAGACUUUAGGUCUGAACUGAUCCAGGAACUGGCUGAUAUCAGUUCCCUCAGUAUCAGGUGAUCUAUCAGGUGAUCAGUUACAGUAAAUGUACUUCAACAAGGUUUGAGGCCGUUUAGAAACCGCCGCUUCACAGAGCUGCAGGCGUGACCGCGGACUCUUUCAGUUCCUGUUGGCUGACGGAUCCACAGAUUUCAUAAAACUGCUGACGAGGUACUGAUCCAGAACUGAGUCUCAGGAGGUGUUCUGGUGUCUUUCAGAGCCGAAUCAGGUGGACAGAACGCAGGAAGUGUGAACGAUGACUCGAAUAGUCGGACGAUCGUUUCUUUCUGUCCAGUUUCUUGUUUCAGCUCUUUUUUAUUUGACAGCGUUCCGUUUCCUGCUGUUCUGACGACAAACUGAAGGAGAAUCUGAAGCAAACUCCACGAACAUUUCUUAGAUUUUUAGCCUUUGAGGAUUCGGACUCUGGUUUGUCCGCUGCUGUCAGAAAUCAGACGUCUUAACGAAUCUUCACAUUCUGAUUCAUCUAUUUUUAGGACUUUUGCUGAAGUUUGUAAUCUGCAAGGAGCUCAAACUAAACGCUGAAUAGUUUUUAUGUCCAGCGGCGACUCGACGUCGACGCUUCGGUGAAACGUUCAGUGAAAGAAAAACAAACAUGGCUGCCAUCUCUCCACGCCGUCCCGACACUAAAACCUCAACGCUGCUUCCCGUCAUCAUGUACAUAUGUUGUACUUUAAUUAGUUAGAGCAUUACAUAGUAUGGAAAUCUGAUUUUGUACAGAUGUUCAUGUAUGUACAGAACAAAGUAAAAAAGAAUAAAGUGGACUUGUUUGACAUUCAGAGUUUC
Messenger RNA from Chelmon rostratus (copperband butterflyfish), 6012 nucleotides. RefSeq names its product protein phosphatase 2, regulatory subunit B', delta (gene ppp2r5d). The transcript is spliced from 17 exons. Gene Ontology annotation, cellular component: protein phosphatase type 2A complex; cytosol; nucleus. Gene Ontology annotation, molecular function: protein phosphatase activator activity. Gene Ontology annotation, biological process: protein dephosphorylation; signal transduction. Lineage: Eukaryota; Metazoa; Chordata; Actinopteri; Chaetodontiformes; Chaetodontidae. Bases 69 to 1892 code for a protein of 607 amino acids. The record is from RefSeq and is a predicted model, not a curated record.